UGGGGCAAAACACUCACUGCUGCUUCAUCUUGGUGGAUGUAUCUUGCGCUACAUCUGACAGAGUUGUGUCUGAAAGAAGCAUGGCAAUGUUGAAGAUAGAGCAAGUCGCUGUUGGGAGUGACAAUAGAUCCACCUCAGCGGAGAUCAAGUCUGAUCCCGUGGUCGCCCCUUUGCAGUCCUAUCAGCAUGAGAGUCUACAGUGUUUUCAGUGCUUCAUCACCUUCACUAAUUCCAAAGCAAAGGAGAGACACAUGAGGAAGAGUCAUCGGGACCAGUACAAGCAGCACCUGCAGCAGACCGAUACAGUCUUUACUUGCUAUAAGUGUGACAAGAGCUUCCCCUUCUCUGAGGAGCUCAGCCAACACCAGGCCACCCACAGCACAGAGGAGAAACCCUUCCUUUGUGCAUACUGCCAGAAGAACUUCUUUACCUUCACUGAGCUGAACAAACACAGACGACAUGACUGCAUCGAACGACGCUGUCCCUGCCGAGACUGUGGCGCCUUGUUCCCCAGCCCUUCACGCCUUCGCAACCAUCGCCUGGCAGUGCACCCUCAGAACCCCACGGUGGCUGAUGAAAUCCACACCUAUCAAUGCUGCAAAUGUAGUAGUGGUUUCCUGACAGAGGAAGAGCUCCUGGAGCAUCAAGAGAGAUUUGCCAAUGAUAUCAAUUGUGACGUGAAGCCGCAAGCCAAAAAACGUGGUCGAAAACCCAAGAACGCUACUCAAGGAGAGAUGGUUGAGAGCAAGAAGAUCAAACAAGAAGAGGAAGCAGGGGAAUGCAAAGAAGACAAUGACUCUUCAACAGAGGAUUGCCCCUCUACGCUGCAACCGGGGCUCAAGAUUCCUUGUUCCGAGGCAAAUUGUGACCUAAUUUUCCCUUCUGUUGCAGCCCUGCGGGCGCACAAAAGUGAAGCACAUGGGCCUCCCUCUGGUAAUGCUCACACAUGCUCAGAGUGUGAAGAGAGCUACGCUUGGCCCGAGCAGCUAAAAGCUCACAUGGCCAGGGAUCACCACCCUGGGUACACCUGCCCCACCUGUGGAGAGAGCUUUGCACAAGAGAGCACCCUGACGACCCACCAGGACACCCACACUGAAGGAGAGGAGGCAGCAGAACAAAGAUAUUAUUUGGCAAACAACAUCAUUCAGGGUGUACUGCAUCCUAUUUAGUAGAACAUUUGUAUGUUAAUGUUUAAGGGUGAGAGUUUUUGAAGCAGUUAUGCAACACAUCAUUUAUGGAGAUUGUUUCUGCAAUGCUGUUUUUCAAGUGCUUUUAGAAAAACAUCCUGCACUUGUGAGUAAAAUGCUCCUCUGAUCUAUACAUAUGAUUUAUGUCCAAUACAAGCUUGUGUAACAAGGCUCCUUUUGCUGUCUAUUGUAACUGAAAUGUUUUUUUUGUAUUCAUGUAGACCAACUAGUACAUUUUCCCUCAAGUUUGGAAUGUUUUUUUAUUUAAAUUGACUAUUUUCAGUAUGUUCACAUAAAGGUGACAAUUACACAGAGAAUGUAAAUCCUAAACAUCACACAAUCCGAUAAAUGGGCACUGUAUACAUUUCUGUACUAAGGGACUUCAAUAAUGUAAUCUGCAAGUCUUUUCUCUUUCCAAAAGUAAAUAAUUGUUGCAUUAUACAAUA
Gymnodraco acuticeps is the source of this 1633-nucleotide messenger RNA. Its product is annotated as zinc finger protein 595-like. NCBI's taxonomy places the organism in Eukaryota, Metazoa, Chordata, Actinopteri, Perciformes, Bathydraconidae. Bases 81 to 1169 code for a protein of 362 amino acids. The transcript is spliced from 5 exons. The record is from RefSeq and is a predicted model, not a curated record.